Messenger RNA from Ustilago hordei, 3243 nucleotides. RefSeq lists its product as uncharacterized. Gene Ontology annotation, biological process: protein polyubiquitination. The transcript has a single exon. Gene Ontology annotation, cellular component: nucleus; cytoplasm; ubiquitin ligase complex. The record is from RefSeq and is a predicted model, not a curated record. The coding region runs from base 1 to 3243 and encodes 1080 amino acids. Lineage: Eukaryota; Fungi; Basidiomycota; Ustilaginomycetes; Ustilaginales; Ustilaginaceae. Gene Ontology annotation, molecular function: ubiquitin-ubiquitin ligase activity.
AUGCUAACCUCCUUCGACGAGUGGCAGCACGCAGCUGCCUCCACCAUCUUCAAUGUUACUCUUGGCCGGUCGGAGGCAGAGGCGAGCGGCUGGGAAAAAACUUACCUCAAAGAGCUCGCAGAUGAGCUCUCUUCCGAAUCACAAGGGUCAACUCCCAAGCUCUCCUCCUCAAUCGCAGACCAGAUCCUCAUCGCGCGACUCUCCCUCGACCCAAAUGGUGAUGUCAUGAGCGACGAUGCCGAACACAUCCUCAUACUUGCGAGCUUACCGAAGGGACAGACCUCAUGGGACUACCUCAUCGCUUGUUGGAAGAAGGCAAGGACAGAGGAAAGCCGCGUGCGUAAGACGCUCUCACUCGCUGACCAGCCCAAGGCGCUUGCAGCCUUGGAAGAGAUCCGAGCUCUUCUCAUCUCAUACGCAGGUCUCGUUUUGCAAACACCCGACAUGUUCCCCAACGCCACAAAGCCGAACGGCACCCCGCUCUCGCCGAUGGUUCUGGUCGACAGCCUCACGCGCGUUUCAUCUUCCAUUUCCUCUUUGGGCUUCUCCAGCUCCGACGUUAGCUCUUCAUCACACAGCGCCACAGACCUUACAACAAAGUUCGAGACAGUCGAUGGAGACGAUCUUUCCGUCUUUCUCAACGAGCUCGCUGCCAGGUUCGGCAAUGACGAGGGACUUGACGAGAUUCUGGGACCUGCAUUCACAGAGUUGACAAGGAGGAUUCGAGAUGGGGACCGAGGCCCGGACACUCCUGCUCCUUCAAACUCCAUAACCAACGCGCUACCCGGGAACGGUCGAGUAGAUGCAGCUGCGCUUGGACAAGCUGUGGCCAACAACAAUGUCCAACAAGUCCUCGCUGAUCUUCUGGCAGGUCGCAUCCCGGGCGGACGAGCAGGCGCCGGUCCACAAGGAACAUUCCAGAAACCAAACGAAGGUCUCACCAUUGCUGGUCUCGAAUGGCGUCCAUAUGUCAACGCCGUCGUUGAGGCAGUCGAGAUCAAGCCCAUUGCUAGCAUGCUAGCGCAUCUGCCUAACUUUGACCCGCCCAACACGAUCGGCUCUCGCAUCGAGCUCGACUCGCUUUUCGGACCGAUGCUUCGUCUCUCUGCAUUCCCUGACGCCUACCCUAGCAUCGUACAGCACUACUUUGCGAACGCGGCUAGUCAAAACCAGCAAGAGGCGGAUAGCAACUUCCGCAGCAUCCAGAGCACUAUGGAGAUCGUCCACACGCUCAACUUCCGCAUCUUCAACGCUCUUGUUCGUUCCGGGCCACAGGCGCGUGAAAAGGUGCUGGCCUACUGGGGUCACGCUUGCGCCCUGAAUGCGAAGCGAGGAGCCAUGCAGGUGCAACAGGAGCUUGUAGCUAGUGACGGGUACAUGGUCAACCUUUACGAGAUGCUGCUACGCUUUGCAGAUCCGUUCAUCGAUGCAGGGUUGACCAAAAUCAACCGUAUUGACCUGGAGUACUUGCGCAAGCAGAUGCGAUUCGACAUCACCGAUCUCACCCGCAUCAAUGCCACGGAAGCCGAAGCGAAGGAAUGGACAGAGCGAGGGCGGGCAGAGCCAGCAGGUGCACCUGCCAACUUUAUCACUGAAGUCUUCUACUUGGCUGUCAGGCUUAACAAUCUUGGUCUUGGCAAAGCAGUGCGCCGCAUCGACGAGAAAGAGAAGGAGAUGGGCCGUUUCAAGAAGCGCAUCGCAGAGACGGAAGCUGAUCGGGCGAUGUGGUCUGCUUUGCCACAAGCACCGCAGUAUGAGACUUUCCUCAAGCGAGCCAAAGCUGAGGUGGAUCGUCUGCAUGGCGAAAUCUACGCUGCUCAGAGUCAGUUGAUGGCGCCUGACUUCUUGCAGAAGGUGAUCACGUUCAACUGUUUCCUCAUGACUUGGCUCAUUCGUGUCGCUGAGCCCAAGGCGACGCAUCCUCACCCGCAAGUUUCGCUUCCACUGCCGCAAGAUGUACCGACACGAUUCCGAAUGCUUCCAGAGCACAUGUUUGAGGACAUUUGCGAUGUGAUGCUCUUCGUCUCUCGUGUCAGUGCGCCAUUAUCAGAAGCAGGCAAGAACGAUUUGGUCACUUUCUGCACUACCUUUCUGAGCUCUGGUUGGUACAUCAAGAACCCUUUCUUGAAAGCCAAACUUGCCGAGAUCCUCUUCUACAACGUCAUUCCCUGGGGCCGCCACACGAACGGUAUUCUCAGCGAUACACUCAACAUCCAUGGUUUGGCUCUGCAGCAUCUGGUUCCUGCGCUGAUGAGCUUCUGGAUCGAAGCUGAAAAUACGGGCAGUCAUACGCAGUUCUACGAUAAGUUCAACAUCCGUUACCAUCUCUCGCAGAUCUUCAAGUCGAUUUGGAGUAAUCGCAAGCACAAGGAGCAGAUUCAUCGGCAGGCGCAAGCGAGCGAGUCGGACUUUGUUGUAUUCAUCAAUCGAUUGAUGAACGAUGUGACUUACUUGCUCGAUGAUGCGUUGGACAAGUUGCAAGAGUUGCACACGAAGCAGUCUGAAUCCGAGCAAGAAGCUGGAGGCUCUGCACAGGAACAACAGGAGCGAGAAGGACACAUUCGUGGUGUGGAACAGACGAUCAAGUCUGAUUUGCAAUUGGGAACAGAGUUCAUGCGGCUGCUUAUCGACUUUACGGGUGAGACAGCUGAUGCUUUCAUGACUGCAGAAGUUGUCGACAGAUUAGCAGCAAUGCUAGACUACAACCUGGACUUAAUGGCAGGACCCAAAUGUCAAAACCUCAAAGUCAAAGAUCCCAAGAAAGUGCACUUCGAACCGCGCAACCUGCUUCGAAUGAUCAUGUCGGUCUACCUCAACCUUUGCUCGAAAGGCGAAUUCGUCGCUGCCAUCGCCCGCGACGGUCGUUCAUACUCGAAACCGGUGUUCGAGAAAGCAGGUGGUAUCGCAGCGAAAUACAUGCUUAAAUCCCCACCCGAACUCGAUGCUUGGGCUGGAAUGAUCAGUCAAGUGGAGGAAAAGAGACAGAUGGAACAGGAUGAAGAGGAAGAUUUGGGCGAAGUGCCGGAUGAUUAUCUGGAUCCGUUGAUGGCUACGGUGAUGAAAGAUCCAGUGUUGUUACCGAGGAGUAAGACGGUGGUGGAUAGAUCGACGAUCAAGGCACAUUUGCUGAGUGAUUCUACGGAUCCGUUCAAUAGGUCGCCCUUGAAGAUUGAAGAUGUGAUUCCGGAUACGGAGUUGAAGCAAAAAAUUGAAGCUUGGAUUGCCGAGAGGAGGCGCAAGUAG